GGAUAAUAUUGCCAAAAGCUUGGGGAAUUGAUUCUCUUGACUAUCCUUUUUAAUAAAUUUUUCAGAUGUAGAAAACCAACCAUUGUUAGAUAAGAGUACUACAGGUCUUCAGGAAGCUGAUGUAGUAGAUGAGGUUAAAGACUCACCUGAUGCACAUCCUGAGGAGAAUAUGAAUAAAGAAAGAAAUAUGGAAUGCACGAAAGCUCCAACUAUGCCACAGAAAGCACAUUCCCAUUUGCGUGGAGGUUUUGGUGAACAAAUAGGGACCAAAAACGAAAAAAGCAUCAAAAAUAUGAAAGUCAUAAUACGCCCAUCAGAACACGAGACACUAUUGGAUGAUAUCAUUAAUAUAACUUUUGUACCUGAUCUGUCUCUUCAGGAUGAAAAACGAUUUAAAAUGAAGGCCCUAUUUAUGGCUUUGAUAGAAACUGUUGAUACCCACAGAAAGCGAUUAAAUAUUAUUAAUAAGAUAUCAACCGGGUUAAUGAGGCAAUAUUACAGCCAUUUUAUAAUUUCCAAUAUUUCAGCGUUAGAGCGAAGGGGUGACGCUGUGAAUAAACCUGUUAUAAUUGUUCGUCAUGACAUGUCAUACCAACUGCUUAGAACAUUGUUUAAAGCGUCUUCCAUGAUACAUAAGCUGUUGCAUUUAAUGAGUGAAUAUACUAAAUACAAAUCAUACGGUUUGAAGCAAAAGUUAAAAACAGAAAUAGAAACGCCAUUGAACGGAUUAUAUCCCAUACAUAUUGCCUCCCUAUUUCAUAAUGUUCCUGCAGUUGAAUUAUUAUUAGAGCAUGGUGCAGAUGUUAAUGUGCGCAAUGACAAGGGAUGGACUGCGUUGUUACUAGCUGUUGCAUUUGAUAUUAAAAAACACUAUAAGAUAAGAUAUGGAUUUGGUAGAUCGUGUCGAAAGAAAACGAUAUAUACUUUGCUGAAGCAUAAUGCAGAUGUAAAUUUGUGCACAACCUAUACCAGUAGUCCUCUUUGUUUGGCAAUAACGAAUAAUUUCGAUACAGUAGCACAACUUUUACUCACACAUGGAGCUGAUAUUCAUAGAACAGAUAAUAAAGGCAGACAUCCUAUUCAUAUUGCUUGCAUCAGCGGACAUUUAAACACUGUAGAAUUAUUAUUGGAGCAUCAAUGCAAUGUUGAUGCAAGAGACCACAAGAACGAAAGUGCCCUUAUAAAAGCAUGUAGAGGAGGAUUUACCGACAUAGUCAGGACGCUGAUUCAAAAUAAUGCUAAUAUCAAUCUUUGUAAUCAUAAUGAAAUAAGUCCUCUGAGCAUCGCUUGUAUGAAUGGACAUUAUGACAUUGUUAAAUUAUUAAUUAGCACUAAUGCUGAUGUUAAUCUAUGUGAUAAAUACAACCGGAACCCUAUAUCAUAUACCUGUUCCAAUGGUAAUAAAAGAAAAGCAUAUAACCAUACAAUUACAAGACUUUUACUCACACAUGGAGCUGAUAUUCAAAGAAGAGAUAAUAAAGGUAGAUGCCCUAUUCAUAUUGCUUGCAUCAGCGGACAUUUAAACAUUGUGGAAUUAUUACUGGAGCAUCAAUGCAAUAUCAAUGCAAGAGACCACAAGAAAGAAAGUCCCCUUGUAAAAGCUUGUAGAAGAGGUUUUAGCGACAUAGUCAGAACGCUGAUUCAAAAUAAUGCUAUUAUCAAUCUUUGUAAUCAUAAUGAAAUAAGUCCUCUGAGCAUCGCUUGUAUGUAUGGACAUUAUGAAAUUGUUAAAUUAUUAAUUAGCAGUAAUGCUGAUGUUAAUCUAUGUGAUAAAUACAAUAAGAGUCCUUUAUUAUUUGCAUGUCUCCAUGGGAAUCAAAGGACUACAUAUGAUCAUUACAUUGAUGAAAAUAAAUCAGCUGAAACUGUAGGGGUUACUCGAACCAGUGAUGAUUUCAAAAAUAUUGUAGAUCUAUUACUUAGAAAUCAUGCGAUCAUCAACUGCAGAGAUAAUAACGGCAUAAGUCCGCUUCAGGCCGCAUGUUUAAACGAACAUGAAGAAACAGUUAAACUUUUACUUGGUAACGCCACUACUAAACGGAGGAUUCUUGUCGAUAAUAGUGACAGGAUGGGAAGAAGUCAAAUACACUUAGUAUCUGAAAAAAGUUAUGAUAAUAUACUACUCCAAAAUCUAGCUAAUGUUAACAUUCAAGAUGCAAAUGACAAUACACCACUUCUUCAAGCGUCUAAAAGGAAUAAUUAUGGCAUAAGCUGUUUAUUGUUGGAAAAUAGUGCAGAUUUAAAUUUAUGUGAUCGUAAUGGAAAUACACCUUUACACCACGCCUGUUAUAACGGUAAUGAGAAAAUGGUCACGCUUUUUCUUCAUAGAGGUGCUGAUAUUAAUUCAUUAAAUAAAAAUGGAGAGACUCCUCUAAUCAUUGCUUGCAAAAAUAACCAAGAAUGGAUGUUUAAUCUAUUGUUUGAAAAGGGUGCGGAUAUAAACAUGCAGUCCAAAAAUGGAGACACAGCUUUGUUAAUUGCAAGUCGUAACAUGAAUGAUAUCAUUGUUAAACGACUGCUAAACAGGCUAUCCUGUAAACAAGACAUUAACAGUAAUACUAAUUUUAGAGACAAUUUUACAGUGAUCUACAGGAAAUGAUGCUUUAGAGACGAACAUUUAAAACGAGAUUCUGUCAAAGUAUGAAAAUGUGUUCUCCCUGAACUUUGAAGUACAGGGUGUUUCAACAAACAUGCCCGACUUUAAUUUGGAUAUCUAUGUUUUUCCAAAUCAGAAAAUAUGUAUAAAAAACUGCUUUUGGAAGCAAAUUUUACGACAAAUUGUAUUAAAAUGUGACUAUAAGGUAUUAUGCCGCCAUAAUUACUUAUCUAAGAUUUUAUGACAUCAUCAAAAUUUAGGCAAUCAGGUAUUUUCAAAAAUGUAAGACAAAAGAGAUCACUACACUGAUAAAAAGCUUCUCUCUAGAAAAAAGA
This is a messenger RNA of Saccostrea cuccullata (small rock oyster), 2931 nucleotides long. Its product is annotated as ankyrin repeat and KH domain-containing protein mask-like. Bases 170 to 2599 code for a protein of 809 amino acids. The transcript has 2 exons. Gene Ontology annotation, molecular function: protein binding. Lineage: Eukaryota; Metazoa; Mollusca; Bivalvia; Ostreida; Ostreidae. The record is from RefSeq and is a predicted model, not a curated record.